This is a messenger RNA of Alligator mississippiensis (American alligator), 7798 nucleotides long. It is a transcript of the gene ABCA4, whose product is annotated as ATP binding cassette subfamily A member 4. NCBI's taxonomy places the organism in Eukaryota, Metazoa, Chordata, Crocodylia, Alligatoridae. Gene Ontology annotation, biological process: transmembrane transport; lipid transport. The transcript has 45 exons. Gene Ontology annotation, molecular function: ATP binding; lipid carrier activity; ABC-type transporter activity. The coding region runs from base 1 to 6633 and encodes 2210 amino acids. Gene Ontology annotation, cellular component: intracellular membrane-bounded organelle; membrane. The record is from RefSeq and is a predicted model, not a curated record.
AUGCCAGAGUUUGAGACAUUUUUUAAUUCACUUUACCUGACUUUUCACUGCCCUCCACAUUGCCUCCCUCUGCAUUCAGGAAGAGGACUGCGGAUCCGAGACAUCUUGAAAGACGGGGAGACUCUAACCCCCUACCUACUGAAUGUUGUUGGCCUCUCAGACUUCUUGGUUUUCCAGCUUAUGAAUUCUCAAGUGCGCCCUGAACAGUUUGCCUAUGGAGUCCCUGACUUGGCUCUGGAGGACAUUGCCUGCAGCAGGAUGCUACUUGACCGCUUCAUUAUCUUCAGCAGCCGAAAAGGUCUGCCUGCUGUGCACAAAGCAAUGUGUUCCCUCUCCCAGGGGAGCCUCCAGAGAAUAGAAGAUGUCUUGUAUGCAAAUGUUGAUUUCUUCAAGCUUUUCCGGCUGCUUCCCACUGUUUUAGACAGUAACUCAGCAGGUAUUGACCUGCAGUACUGGGGGAUAGUGCUGUCUGAUGUGUUUCAAGCACUGCGAGAGCUAGCCAGGAGAUCAAGCAUACAGGACCUUCUGGAGGUUAUGCAGCCAUUUUUCCAAGAUGGAGAGCCAACAUCCUUAGGCCAUCUGAUGAACUCCUUGUCUGAUCUUUUCUGUGGCUACCCAGAGGGAGGUGGUACCAGAGUGUUCUCCUUCAACUGGUAUGAAGAUAAUAACUACAAGGCCUUUCUUGGGAUUGAAUCCACCAAGAAGGAAUCCAUUCAUUUUUAUGACAACACAACCACACCCUUUUGUAAUGCACUGAUCCAGCGCAUGGAAUCAAACCCUUUGACCAAAAUAGCCUGGAGUGUUGCAAAGCCCCUGCUGAUGGGGAAAAUCCUCUUUGCUCCUGAUUCUCCUGCUGUAAGGCAAAUACUGAAAAAUGCAAACUCCACCUUUGAGGAACUUGGGCGCCUCAGACUGUUGACCAAAGCCUGGGAAGAAGUGGGACCUCAGCUGUGGGAUUUCUUUCAAAACAGCCAGCAGCUAAACAUGAUCCGAGACACUCUGAAGCACCCCACAGUGAGAGCCUUCUUGAACACACAACUGGAUAAUGAAGGUUUAGCUGAAUAUGUGAUCAACUUUCUCCAUAAUGGCUCCCCAGAGAGCCGAGAGGAGGGCAUGGCAGACUUUGAUUGGCGGAAUAUCUUCAAUACCACAGACCAGGCCUUGCGUUUGUUGCAUCAGUAUCUUGAGUGCUUGACCCUGGAUAAAUUUGAAGGUCAUGCUGAUGAAACCCACCUGACACAUCGUGCCCUUCACCUGCUGGAGGAAAACAGAUUUUGGGCUGGAGUUGUCUUUCCCGACAUGCAUCACAUGACCAGCAAGGUGCCACCUCAUGUGAAAUACAAGAUCCGGAUGGACAUAGAUGCAGUGGAGAAAACAAAUAAAAUCAAAGACAGGUACUGGGAUCCUGGUCCAAGAGCUGACCCAGUGGAGGAUUUACGUUACAUCUGGGGAGGGUUUGCAUAUCUGCAAGACAUGAUUGAACAUGGGAUCAUAAAGACUCAGACCAACACUGAAGUGCCAGCAGGAAUCUACCUGCAGCAAAUGCCCUAUCCCUGCUUUGUAGAUGAUGUCUUUAUGAUCACCCUGAACCGCUCCUUCCCCAUCUUCAUGGUGCUGGCUUGGAUCUAUUCAGUUUCCAUGAUCGUGAAGAGCAUUGUUCUGGAAAAAGAAAUGAGACUGAAAGAAGCCUUGAAGAACAGGGGAGUCACUAAUGGGGUAAUCUGGUACACCUGGUUCCUAGACAGCUUCAUCAUGAUGGCUCUGAGUACAUUUCUCCUAACGGCACUAAUUGCGCAUGGCCACGUUCUUCAUUAUACUGAUCCCCUCAUCCUUUUUCUGUUUCUGCUGACAUUCAGCGCAGCCACCAUCAUGCAGUGUUUCUUGCUCAGCACCUUCUUCUCCAAAGCCAAUCUGGCAGCUGCCUGCAGUGGAGUCAUCUACUUCACCCUCUACCUGCCCCACAUCGUCUGCUUCAACUGGCAGGAUCGUUUGACUGUUCAUCUGAAGAUUCUGGCAAGUUUGCUUUCUCAAGUGGCUUUUGGGUUUGGUACAGAGUACUUAUCACGCUAUGAAGAGCAAGGUCUUGGGCUGCAGUGGGACAACAUUAAAACUAGUCCUUUGGAAGGAGACCAGUACAGUUUUGACUGGUCCAUAAGGAUGAUGCUUUUUGAUGCUUUUCUAUAUGGAAUAUUUGCCUGGUACCUCGAUAAUGUUUUUCCAGGAGACUAUGGAAUACCCCGACCUUGGUAUUUCCCUUUGCAGGAGUCUUAUUGGUUUGGGUCUGGAUUCCCAAAAGCUAAGAAAACAGCAGCUGCUGAUGCAGAGAAAAGUCCAGAAGAAGACGGUGCAGACAAGGUCAAAGAAGAGGAAAAGAGCAAAAUCAUGACACAGAAAGACAUCAAGCAGGAAGAAAAGAGUCACAACCAGGGGGAUAAGGACAGCGAAGAUAAAAAAUGUAAACAUAAAAGGAAAAAAGAACCUGAUGAGCAGGACAAGCCUAAAGCAGAGGCACAGGACACAGUGGAUAUAACCAUGAAGACCUUUUUUGAACCUGAACCUUCAGGCCUGGUCCCAGGAGUGUGCAUACAGAACUUGGUGAAGAUAUUUGGAAACAGCACAAAGCCAGCAGUGGAUGGGAUAACUGUUACUUUUUAUGAGGGCCAGAUCACAGCCUUCCUUGGCCACAAUGGAGCAGGAAAGACAACCACCCUGUCAGUCCUGACAGGCUUGUUCCCACCCACAUCUGGAACUGUCCUGGUUGGUGGUGAGGAUAUCCAAAUGCACAUGGACUCUAUUCGACAGAAAAUAGGCAUGUGCCCUCAGUACAACAUUUUAUUCAAUCACCUUACUGUAGCAGAGCACAUCUUGUUUUACGCCCAACUGAAAGGGAGAUCCAAAAAAGAAGCUGAGCUGGAGCUGGAGAUGAUGCUGGAAGACAUAGGUCUCCCCCAUAAAAGGAAUGAAGAGGCCCAAAACCUGUCAGGUGGCUUGCAGAGAAAGCUAUCUGUUGCCAUUGCCUUUGUUGGUGAGGCAAAGGUGGUUGUCUUGGAUGAGCCCACCUCUGGAGUUGAUCCAUAUUCCAGGAGGUCUAUCUGGGAUCUUCUACUGAAGUAUCGUUCAGGCAGAACCAUUAUUCUCUCAACCCAUCAUAUGGACGAGGCUGACAUCCUUGGAGACCGGAUUGCCAUCAUAUCCCAAGGGAAACUGUACUGCUCAGGCUCUCCCAUCUUCCUGAAGAACAUCUUUGGAACUGGCUUCUAUCUUACCUUGGUCCGCAAGAUGAAAAAGAUCCGACGUAAAGAACGAAAAGAUGCAACCCACUGCAGCUGUGACUCCCAUUGCUCCUGCCCCUGCUCUAACUGUGCUUCUUCACACAAGGAGGGAGCUCCUGAACAAGAACUGGAUGGGGAUCUGAAUCAGCUAACAACCCUAAUUCAUCAUCAUAUUCCUGAAGCAAAAUUAAUUGAAAACAUUGGUCAGGAACUCAUCUACCUUUUGCCCAAUAAAGAUUUUAAACAAAGCUCUUACGCCAGCCUCUUCAGAGAAUUGGAGGAAACUCUGGAUGACCUAGGACUUAGCAGUUUUGGGAUUUCAGACACACCGCUUGAAGAGGUGUUUCUGAAGGUCACUGCAGGGGCUGACCCCGCAACACAGAACACAGGAAGUGCUCAAGAAAAUGGCUCUGCUCCCACAAGAAUCUCCACUGAGGAAACUGAGAAGGCUGAACAAACCCCCUCAGCAGUGAACAGCACCUCUCAAACUCCCAUAGGCCUGGCAGAAGAUGGCAGUGAAGGCAAAGCCUCCUAUCAGUAUAAAGGUUUCCAGCUUAUCCACCAGCAAAUCAAGGCACUGCUCAUUAAACGGUUCUGCCAUGCUAUCCGGAGCCAAAAGGACUUCCUUGCUCAGAUUGUUCUCCCUUCUAGUUUUGUGUUGCUGGCUUUAAUACUUACACUCAUUGUCCCUCCAUUUGGAGAAUAUCCCAGUUUAAUGCUGCACCCUGGGAUCUAUGGACACCAGUUUGUUUUCUUCAGCAAUGAGCGCCCUGGCAGUGAGCAGAUGGUUUCCCUUACUGAUGCCUUCUUGAAUAAACCAGGAUUUGGCAAUCGCUGCAUGAAAGAACAGCCUCUUCCGAACUACCCGUGCGGUAAUAUGUCAACUGCCUGGAAUGUACCAACUGUUUCUUCUAAUGUAACCAACGUGUUUUGGGUCCGUACAUGGAGCCCUGAUAAUCCUACACCCUCCUGCAAGUGCAGCACCCACAAGAAACUCACUAUGCUCCCUGAAUGCCCUCCAGGAGCUGGAGGCUUUCCUCCCCCUCAGCGAGUACAGUGGAGCACAGAAAUUCUUCAAGAUCUCACCUACAGAAAUAUCACAGAUUUCCUGGUGAAAACCUAUCCCACACUUAUAAAAGGGAGUUUGAAGAGCAAAUACUGGGUCAAUGAGCAAAGGUAUGGAGGAAUUUCCAUUGGAGGAAAACUCCCUGUUCUUCAUGUCACUGGAGUCCAGAUUGCUGAUUUUUUGAGAGAUCUUGGCUUAAUGCUCAAUGUGAAAGGGGGCCAUGCUUCAAUGGCUGCUUCUAAUGAAAUGUCUGAUUUACUUAAAUACAUGGAAACAGAAGACAAUGUUAAGGUGUGGUUUAACAACAAAGGUUGGCAUGCCAUGGUCAUCUUCCUCAACAUAGCCAACAAUGGGGUCCUGAGAGCCAAUCUACAGAAAGGCCAAUCCCCUGAGGAAUAUGGGAUCACUGUUAUAAACCAUCCUCUGAACCUCACCAAGGAGCAGCUCUCUGAAGUCACCAUACUGACCACAUCAGUGGAUGCCGCUGUUGCCAUCUGUGUGAUUUUUGCCAUGUCCUUUAUCCCAGCCAGUUUUGUUCUGUAUCUGAUUCAAGAGCGGGUCACAAAAGCCAAGCACCUUCAGUUUGUCAGCGGUGUGACUGCUGCUGUUUACUGGUUAACCAACUUCUUCUGGGACAUAGUGAACUAUGCUGUGAGUGCCACUAUGGUUGUGGGUAUAUUCAUUGGCUUCAAGAAGAAAGCGUACACUUCUCCAAGCAAUCUCCCUGUGCUUAUAGCAUUGCUGCUUCUGUAUGGAUGGGCAGUAAUUCCCAUGAUGUACCCAGCAGCCUACCUUUUCAGUGUCCCUAGCACAGCAUAUGUUGCAUUGUCUUGUAUUAAUCUCUUCAUUGGGAUCAACAGCAGUGCCAUUACAUUUGUCCUGGAGUUGUUUGAAAAUAACCCGUCUUUGCUGAAAUUCAAUAACAAAUUGAAAAACUUGCUGCUGAUCUUCCCACAUUUCUGCCUGGGAAGGGGACUCAUUGACCUAGCCAUGAACCAAGCAGUGACUGAUGUAUACGCCAGGUUUGGUGAGGAGCGUGUCUCGAAUCCAUUCCAGUGGGACUUUAUUGGAAAGAAUCUGUUUGCUAUGGCAGUGGAAGGGAUUGUAUACUUUGUUCUCAAUCUCUUUAUGCAGCAUCGUUUUUUCCACACAAGAUGGUUUUAUUAUCCUGUCACAACACCCAUUAACAAUGAAGAUGAGGAUGUUGCAGAGGAAAGACAAAGAAUUAUGAAAGGAGGAAGCAAAACAGAUAUCUUAACAUUAAAAGAACUGACAAAGCUUUAUGCAACUGGACAAAGGCCAGCAGUAGACAGGCUCUGCGUGGGCAUUCGUCCUGGAGAGUGUUUUGGCCUCCUGGGAGUGAAUGGUGCUGGCAAGACGACAACGUUCAAAAUGCUGACUGGGGACACUGAUGUGACAACUGGAGAUGCUGUGGUGGCUGGCAACAGUAUAUUGACCAACAUCUCUGAUGUCCAUCAAACCAUGGGCUACUGCCCUCAGUUUGAUGCUAUUGAUGACCUGCUCACAGGUCGGGAACAUCUCCGUCUCUAUGCAUGCCUGCGAGGAGUCCCAGGAAAGGAAAUCGAGAGGGUUGCUGAGUGGGGCAUUCAGAAGCUGGGUCUUCACAUGUAUGCUGACCAGCUGGCAGGCACUUACAGUGGUGGCAACAAACGCAAACUUUCUACUGCCAUCGCACUGAUAGGCUGCCCUCCUCUCAUCCUACUAGAUGAACCAACUACAGGAAUGGAUCCUCAGUCCCGACGCCUCCUAUGGAACUCCAUUGUCAGUGUGAUCAAAGAAGGGCGAGCUGUAGUUCUGACAUCACACAGCAUGGAAGAAUGUGAAGCUCUCUGUACUCGUCUAGCCAUAAUGGUGAAGGGGACCUUCAAAUGCUUGGGCACAAUUCAACAUCUAAAAUACAAAUUUGGAGAUGGCUAUAUUGUCACAUUGAAAAUCAAAGCCCCAAAGCCUGGGAUGCCUCCAGAUCCCACCUCAGCUGAACAAUUCAUACAUGCAAACUUCCCUGGGAGUUUACAGAGAGAGAAACACUACAACAUGCUGCAGUACCAGAUAUGCUCCUCCUCGCUGGCCAAGAUCUUUCGGUUACUUAUCUCCAACAAGGAAAGCCUGAGUAUUGAAGAAUAUUCUGUUUCUCAAACAACUUUAGAUCAAGUAUUUGUGAACUUUGCUAAGCAACAGAUGGAAGACGAGACAAUUCCUUUACACCCUCGUGCAGGUGGAGCCAGGAGAGAAGUGAAGGUGUACCCAGAUUCUCCUGCACAGACAUCUGCAUAGUGCAGCUACUAAUACCAGGAGCAUAAAUAGCUCAGGGAAGUGCCAUAUUGUGGCAGUAUGGACAGUGAAGAAACCACUCCUGGGCGCAGUAUUCAGAUAAAGUCUUGCUGAGAAAUGUGUAACUUUAGCAGGCACAGGAAGCUUCUACUGCUCUGACAUGAGAAACACAUGAGAUACACAUCAAAAAUGUGAAAGGAGUCAAGGUGUUUGGUUUAUAAAAUGCUUCUGUAAAAUAAAAAUCAUUUUUGGUGCAAAAGGAAAGGACUCUUUCCUCCUUCUGAGCGCACACAAAGCUAUUAAGAGUACAGUUUCUGUACCCUGGCAUUUUUAACUGCUACUAGUAGCACUGGGCGCAGAGCCAAAGGCAGAGAGCACUGCCCAGCUCAGAAAUAGGAAAAUCUAGACUGGGUCAGAACAUAGUUGCUAACAGACCAUAUAGCUGCUCAGAGGCUGCCUUGUUGAAAUGUCACACCAUUGUAUUAGAGUUCCAGAAGCAAACAGAGGACAUUUUUCAGCAGAAAUGAGGGGGCAGGGGAACCAGUAGUGGAUCAAGGACCACUAAAAAGGGUGUGUGGCAGCAGCAAUGAGCAAACUGAGCAUAGGUCCAGUAGCUGAGACCAGAGCUCUCAGCAGUAAACCAGAGGCAAAGGAGGGGGUAUGAUUGCACCACUGUCCUCAGGGAGAACCAACUCAAAGCUCACAGCCAAGCAGAACCUUUUUGACAUUUGAAAAAGUUUGAUAUAUGUUUUAAUGAAUAUGACCACAUGCCCCUUCACUUUCUGGUUUCAUGUGCUGAGGCAAAAAUGCUGAAACAGGUAUUUUAAAAGAGUCAACAUAAUGCUUGGUAUUUAUGCUCCAGCCUGACCCAGGCCAUACUGACAUUCUCCAUUUCACAAAGAGGUCUGGGAAGACAUCCCUGUCAUAAAUCAGGAUGAAAUUUUCCCUCUGCAAAAACACUAAUUUUGCAUCUAGCUCCUUUCCUGGUUCACAGUUUAGAUUAGUGAGACAAGCAGGUUCGCAGUGAUUUAUUGCUUUGGUUACUUACCAGAGCAUGUCCCUCAGCCACUUUCUCACUGAAAGAAUUUGUUAUGCAAAAAUGAAGGCUGUUGUGUAUUUUUGUUCAUCAGUCCCAUUCCCCCCAUCCUCUCCUCCCCGAUAUAGCUUU